Paramuricea clavata is the source of this 5113-nucleotide messenger RNA. The record is from the annotation of a GenBank genome assembly. Lineage: Eukaryota; Metazoa; Cnidaria; Anthozoa; Malacalcyonacea; Plexauridae.
UAGUGAUGAACUACCCGCGUCCAAGACUGAGGAACCUGGUACUGGUAACGAACCAUCAGAUGCGAAAAAAGCUGGGGAUAAUUUAGACGAUGAAAUAUUUGAAAACAAAGACAACGGUGUCGCUUUCACUUUCCCGGAGAAUACCGCAACCUCACGGACAUCGCUCAGCACUCCCACGUCGCCGAAAAGGAAACCCAAGAUAACAAGCUUAGAUGAAGUAUUAAAGUUGCUACACGAGAAGAGACUGGAGCAAGAACUGCUGGCUAAGCAGCAAACAAAAUCUGAAAGAGCCCGGAUGAGGUGGCAACACUCAAUGCUAGUGGCUCUUCGGAAAACACGCAACAUGCGCACGUAUUCGAGCUCCGAAAAUCUCAAAUCGUCGGGGAGUUUCGGCUCGGACUCGGCGAACGCCGCCGCAAGUCCGGAAUUGGACGAAAAGGCAGCUAAGGUCAAAUACCGCGAAAUUUCCGCCAAGUACGACAGCAUUUUGGAAGACGAGCGACUAAAAAUGCUUCGGCGAGAAACUUUGCUUAAAAAGCGACGAAAUUCGUUAAUUUUACACCAGGAUAUUUUACAGAAAAAAUUGAAUAAGUUUCAAGAUGGCGGCAAGGGGACGAUGAAAAAGCGGCAGUCGAAAUCGGACGCGAAAGAAAUGUCGGUGUCUUUUUCAAAAGGCGAAAACGGGGAAGUCGUGAAACAACUUGCGGAUAUCAAUACGGAACUUGAAGGGAUAAAGAAGGAUAUAGCGAGCAAUCAUGACGAACAACGCAAGAUAAGUGAGGACCUUAAUGAACAAAAACGCAAAGAACUGCACGAAAUAAGAUUAAAUGUGGACUUGAGUCCUCAAACAUCUAAAAGUUCCCUUCCCGAAAGCAAAUUAUUUCAUCGGAGGCAAGUGUCGGAUUCGUCACUGAACGAAAGUUACCGAAAAAUGACUAUAAAUAAUGACACAUUGAAGUUGCCAUUAACUCAUACAAUGUCGACACCGGCAGCCGAUUCAAGUAUUGUUAAGUCAAAAUCUUUUUCGUCAUCCGGUAUUCCGAAGACAAAGAGUAGUCCGUUGUUACGAACAAAGACUUAUGAUAGUUCGGAUGGGUUGAAGAGGCCGAAGGUAAAAUCACGGGCAAGUCAGGAAGUAAUGUCUCUGGCACUGUCACAGAUUGAGGUGGGUUUGUAUAUAAUAAGUCAUAAUAAUCUCAGACUAAUUCAUGAGUAAAUUGGCCAACCAUAUUGCUUUAUUCUGCUCACAUGAUAAUACUGGAUACCUGGUGAAGUAUAUUGAUCGAGUCCUAGGAUUGGAUCAAAAUUAAUUCAGUCCUUGGACUGGAUCAAAAUCAAUUCACCUCACUUUAAAGGCACAGUUCAGCCUUUUGAACGAUGGUUUUUAAGGCGCAUUUCAGCUCUUAAUUGAAAAAAACUAACUAGGAAAAUCAAUUAAGCAUAAUUCAAGAUCACCAAACUCAAUGUUUUUAACAUUUUAAAAACAUCGAGUUUACUGAUUUUGAAUUAUACUUAAUUGAUUUUCCUAGUUAGUUUUUUCAAUUAAAAGGGCUGAAAUGCGCCUUAAAAACCAUCGUUCAAAAGGCUGAACUGUGCCUUUAAGUAGUGAUUUAUUUGUUAUGAGACAUGUCAUUUCAAAUCCUCCAAUUAGCCAUUCCGAAGUUGAUGAGUGGACUGGGGACGAGUGUUAAAAAGUGCCCAAAUUAAGAAAUGAACCAAAUCACUAAAAAGACCACCUCAAAAUUAGUAAGUAUACAAAGUUUGAAGACGUUUACAUGAAUAUCCUUCGAAUAAUAAGCUUUCGGAAAUCGUGAUAUUUACUAUGAAAUGUAUUGUAAUUUUUGUUUUUGGGACGCGCGUCCCAAAACCAAUCUUUUAAUCAGUAAUUUCACAAUUUUCGAAAGCUUAUUAUUCGAAGGGGAUUCAUGUAAACGUCUUCAAACUUUUGUCCACAUACUAAUUUUGAGGUGGUCUCAUUUCUUAAUUUGGGCACUUUUUAACACCAGUUUGAACACUCGUCCCCAGUCCACUCAUCAACUUCGGAGUGGUUAAUUCGGACUGGACCGCGCGGACUUCAAAUCUAGUCCAGUCCUCAUAGUCGAAUUUGAAAUAUUACGUUCUGUCUAGUCAAAAUGACCACAAAAUAGAAAUAAGUAAAUCUCUUUUUCGAAAAGUAAUUAUUACAAACCACAAAUCACUUUUUUCAGAAGUAGUUAAUUACUAAUUACUUUUCAUACUACUUCCUUUUUUGCACAAUAAUAAAAUUGAAGAUAUUACAACAGUAUCAAAAUAUACAGUAAUGAUUCUUAUAAAUUAAAAUGUAACAAAAAAAUGUAGGGAAAACUAGUGCAAACGUAACAUUCAGUCGUUCUACGAACUUUUGGCCAAGAUUGUGGAUGUUUCGGUUUGAAUGGCGCAUAAGGGAAUAUGAACCGCAGGCCGCUGAGCGCAAUUCAAGCUGGAUAAAAAAACUACACGCACUAACCAAUUUGCCACCAGGACUAAUUUAUCAGCUGAGUCAAGUGAAAUGUUAUCUAUCUAGUUUCUGCUUAGACUACGUCAUAUACCGAGUUAGGGUGUACCAGGUAGGGUAGUUCUGUUUUGCGCACCUCUUCUUACCCCCGUUUUCCGCCUGUGUGUCUUCGCCCAGCUGUUCAUAUUCCCUUUAAUACGCCAUGUAAAGAUUACAAAAGUCUCUAAUCGGAGGAGAGAGUCACUGUGCAGUUGUUUUCGUUGACUUUAUCACAGUGAAAUCGCGUAAGGGAGUGAAACUAACAGUCAAUAUCCGCUGUCUUUGGCUUCAUUCUCUUCAGCUUCUACAAUGUUUUAACGCACCUUACUUUUCCAGGACUUCGAGGCGUUUGUUCAAGACUCGUAUCGGAACUGUGGCGCUGAUGUUGGUUGUUGAAAAAGCCUGGUAACGAGACACUGUCACCCAAGCAAGAUGCCGCUUGCAUCCUGGACAUGGAGAUGUCAUAGGAGAUGUAUACUGUCGUAUAACACUUGUAUAUCCUCACAAACUUUGUCUCACAUCGAGACGUUAUAGUGCCCCUUACACAAAAUAUUUUAUUGUCUCAUUUGAAAGAACAUUUAAUACCACAGAACACAGAGUAACAACUUUUUCAAAUUUUUAUUUUUAUGCCUCUCUUAUGAGUUAUAUCAUGUUUUUUCGAAGUAAAUUACAAUUGAAAGCUUUUUUUAUCUUGAUCAUUAUCAAAUGAAAACAACUCGUUGUGUCGGUUUUAUUAAAAAUCCUAUUUACUUUUGUGGUAAAUAUAUAUUCUUCAUGUGCAAUGCAUUAUGAGGUAAUUUAUAUAUCAAACACAAGAACAGAAAUUUGGAGUUGCUAACGAGACAAUAAAAAUUUUGGCGCUACCUAGGGGCACUUUAAUAUAUUUCCUACGGAAUAUUGAAAUACUACUGGAAUUUCCCAGCAAUCCAAUUUAAGCAACAACAGUCUUACAUUGUAACUCUUUUCCGCCUAAAAUUUCCAUCUCUCUCGUCCAUCAAAAAAUCUGAAUGUGAGAUGUUGUAUGAGUGAGAUUGAUGACGUCAACUCGGUUUGGAGAAUGAGAAAAUAUCGACACGAACGCUAUCUUCAUUUACAGAUCUUUAUUUAUUACUGUGAUGUGGGUGCGAUAAUUCAAGAAUCUCAGCCGUACCUGACUGGUGCUCCAAUAAUUACUGCCGCGCACUUGAGCACCAACAUAUUAAGUCUUAGUCUUUAAGAGAAAGUACGUAAAGGACAAUUUUCUGAAAGGUAUUCAUUCAGUAACCUAAGUUAGAACAAGAUGGAACAAGAAUUGUAUAUAUCAACAUUACAAUUGACUCCAACAUUCAUUAGCCUCGUCAGUCAAAUCGUGUUCCAUCCCAACUCAUGUCGGAUUUACACAUAUACCUGCUAAAUGCCUUGCGCAUGGAAAGAUCAUGUGAUCUUCCAACAAAAUGUAAGUACGCCAGAGUCCCGUAUUUGCGUGGCACUUGACUUAAAACAAAGAAGUUGUAAACCGUAAUAUUGGCGCACACCUCCGGUACGUAUAAGUACACGGAUUAUCACACCACGAAUGUGAAGAUUUUCUUUGUUUUUGCUCAUGAAUAAUGAUGAGUUUGAGAAAGAAUUAUACAUCCCAUUUGGUUUGCUCAUAGCUUAUCGAAGGGAGGAUCGCUAUGAAACUCAAUAGCAAUGUCUUAGGAAAGUUACCUAUCCGUGACUCGAACAACAGGGUAAAUUGGAAAUUGCUAUUGGCGGAUUUGGCAAAAAUACAAUACACACGUGACGGUGAAGGACCAGAUUUACGAAUAAACGUUGAGUAACAUAUAGAUAAUGAAUUAUAUUGUUAUUCUGAUGAGUUUCACAGCCAUCUUCCCUGCGAUAGGCUAUGGUUUGCUGUUCGUAUAAAUAGACGCUUGAUGAAUUUGCACACGCUUGAAAUCGAGGCGGAUGAUGCAAUCAAUGUAAAUAGUGUAGUUUCUAUUAAUGCCUGCCAGCAAAUUCAGAAAGCGUCUAUUAAUAAUACGCAGUUUAAAAAAGCGGGAUGUGCUAAAGUCAGUAUAUGUGCUUACUAUCAAAACAAUAUAAUAUAAUUAAGCCAGGAAAUAAUAUGCAAACGUUUUAUAUAGCACUAUGAAUUUAAUAUUUCAUGUCGUAAUAGACUUCACUGUUUAUUGCAUUUUUCCCCAAAUAGCCUCGUUUCCAUAGGCGCACAUGAAGGUUAUAUCUCCAUAAUUCAUGCACGCACAAGUUUCUCUUUUCUUAUUCUAUCUCUUGGCCCAAUCACAAGCUUAUCCUCAACCCUAUUAUCACGAGGAAAUAAGUGCAAUAAACAGUGCAGCAAUUAAUAUUCAUGUCGACUGUAUUUUUGUAAUAUACAAAUUUAUAUCCAGAAUUGAACUGAAAUUAAUUUUAUAUUUCUAAAAUCUUGUACACUAUAAUACUGCACUACGUUGCACGAUGAAUAUAUUAAAUUUAUGUAAUGAAGCAAAUAUUAGACUAUAUUAAAGUAUAAACAGACAAAAUCGUUGGUCUCUUUUCAUGUAAAAUUUCAAUAAUUGGAACGAGUAUUUGAAAAUUUCAAUAGACAACUUGCAUGUUAGACUAAUUUUUGAUAUAGGC